Porites lobata is the source of this 7018-nucleotide messenger RNA. The record is from the annotation of a GenBank genome assembly. Lineage: Eukaryota; Metazoa; Cnidaria; Anthozoa; Scleractinia; Poritidae.
AUGGAGCUUCUCACAAACAAAGCAGCCAGAUCAGGAGCAACCAAGCGCGGCAGAGGAUAUUUUAGAGGUCGACUGUCAUGUAUUCAGAUUUACAGCAGAGCUCUUACCAGGACUGAAAUAGCCGCGGUCAAGAAAAGAUGCUUUAAAGGAGGUAUAUAAUUUUGCAAUGAUGAUUGAGUAACACACAUUGUAUGUCCUCGUAAAUUUUGUGAAAUGAUUUCCAGGAGGGUACGCAAGUAUGAUGGUAACGGAAGGGGGGAGCCAAAUUGUUAUACCCCAGCAGCUUAAAUCCAUUUCGAUUCAAACCAGAAUCAACAACUAGCCAAAAACGUGAUCUUGUAGAUAAACUGCACCAAAGCGCUAAACCCUUUUACCAAUAAAAGUCACCCCAAAUUUGCUUGGCGAAUGGGAGAUUUCUUGUUUUUUUGCGGGAACUAUUAUUUUUUGCAACUUCCAGCAACUUUCAUUUCAGCUGACCAUAAGAUACACAGUUAUCGGUGCCAUCAAAGGAAAAUCAAAAAUCAAUACUUCCAAUUAGUGCCUCUUGGUAAACAUGGUAUCCUCACAUUUAAGUGAAUGCGAUGGUGAGAUGGACUUCAUUAAGGUGGCUCGAUAGGGUUUUUAGUUUGAGGAUAGACUACGUUGCCAUUAACAGAACAAAACAAGACCAAGUCCGUAGUACCCGAGGGGUAAUGCUAUAUGUGGUCUACAUCAGUAGGUAUGUACUCCCCAAUAGGGAAAGGUUUUUGAGGGUCCCUAGUCUUAAACAGGGUUAUUUUUUGCCUUUUGUUUGGCAUUGUGUUCGCAGUUUGAUCCUUAGAUAGGGUACCUAAACAGUAUCAGCUAAUUCUCAAGUCGUGAAUGCCCAGCUGCAAUAGAAGCAAAUCACCUGUUAAAACUGAAUUGUCCCUUAGAGUACUAGGGGUAGUAUUAAAUCACGUAAUUUAGUAAAUUCCUACUUUAGUUUAGUUUCCUAGUAGAUUUUGCAUUCGUAGUUCUGUUAAACCCGCUUAUAAUAUGAGCCGUGUCUAGAUGCAGAAUGUCUCAAUGGACAUCCCAAUCUCAAUCUCCCAAACUUAACUGCUGUUGCUUUACGAGGCUUUUUGUCUAUCAGGUAGUCGUCGGGGAUGAUAUUGAACCUACUGUGUAACUAAUAAAUGUUUGCUAUUUUCGUAGUUGGAUCAAGGCCAACAGGAAAACCUUCUACUGGUAGGUGAAGUGUGAAAUAUUUUUUAUUAUCUUUUAGCUACCUGUAAUAUUUUUAAAGCUAACUAAUUUAUCCUGUUUUGUUUUAAAAUAUGCAGUUACUCCAGUACCCGUAGCUGCCUAUCCUCUCAGCGGCAUUCUCAAAGGAAAAGACAUCUCUCCAUUUAAGAAUCCACGAGCUAAACUCCGAAACGUUAAGUCGGUCAAUGGACCAGACGGUCUUCCCUCUGGUGCCAUCGAGUUGACUGGACGAAGAAACAGCUACGUUACGUUUCCAAACUACGGUAAACUGGACACGGUGAACGAAAUAACCAUCACAGUUUGGGUAAAGCCCAGAAGCUCUGGACCCAUCUUUCACUACAAGCCAAGGACAUGGGGCGGAGUACACGUGUGGGUCGUUGGGGGACGCAGGAAACGGAAAUGGUUUGUUCGAUUUUCCACGCGGUCUGGUAAGAGAGUGGUGGCUGUGAGGAGCAGUCAGAUUAAGAUGGGACGGUGGAACUACCUAGCUGUAACGUAUAAUAAAGUCAAAGGAGUGGGGACUAUUUGGAGAAAUGGUUUCCCUGUGGCUCAGGUAAGACAGGACACUGUUACUGACUCCUUCCAGUUCCUCAUAAUAGAGAUACUCACGCUGACUUCACCCUUUGAUAUUAAUGUAACAACCAGAUGCGCAUUGGUUCUCGUAACAAAAGAUCAUUUUGUUUCACUCGUGAUACAUUUGAAUAACAAAAACAAUGUUUUACUAUACCCACAUAGAAUAUUUUAAAAGUCGGUUCCAGCCCAACACAGUGCACUCUCUUUUUACCGCUUUGUUAACAAGCGUGUCACAUUACGAAUUACAAUAUAACAUCUUUCACGUGCCUCUUGUUCAAUAGCCUGAGACCAGGCUUUUUAGAACCCCUUCCCUUAUACGGAGAGCCUCUUCAUCGGCUACUUAUUCACCAAACACAAACUACCUUCUUAUAUUUACCACCACAUAGUGCACAUUUAUACUCUGCUAAUCCUAGCUGAGCAGUAGACAGAACACGCUAGUAAAGGGAUUCACCCUGAAUUCUUUAUCUGGGAAGUCACGGGUGCGAACCCGUUGGGAAAUAAGAUCCCAAGGUAUACUACCCAAUAAAAAUGGCAGGGUGCUCCUCGAAAAUUCCGAGACAACCUUUAAUUGGUAUCAGAAACUCCUGUAUCGGUCAUUUUAGAUUAGAACAAUCUAAGCUGCUCCAAUCCAAAAAUUUUAAGCCCCCGAAGAUACACCAGCACCCUCUUUUUAUAGAACUCUUAUUUUCUGUUCGUCUCACAAUUGUUCAAAAUAGCGUCUAAGUAUUCGUUCGUGCAUUUUACAAUGUCAGCUUGGUUGAUUUUAAGCUUCAUGUGAUGUUUCUUUUUCUCUGGAUUAGAGACGUCUUGGUAGCUUCAAAUUGGCCACAAACUAUCCUGCUGUGAUGGGACGCAAACCAGGCGAUCGCAGAAUCUUUAGAGGCAGUAUUUCCUGUCUGCAGAUAUUUAAUAAAGCUCUAAUAGGACCUCAGAUACGAGCACAGAAAAGGAAAUGCUUUAGAAGAAGUAAGAGUUGUUAAGUAUUAUUAAUAUCAUUAUUAUUAUUAUUAUUACUAUUAUUAUUAUUAUUAUUAUUAUUAUUAUUAUUAUUGAAAAAUGAAAAUGAAUUUAUUUCACAUAUCAUUAAUAUUAUUAUUAUUAAUUCUCUUUGGAGUCGUGCUCUUUUCUCUUAUGAUGCCGAGAUCAUUCCAUGAACUUAGGGUAGUCAUAAGUCUCGUGGAUUACUUGAUGGAUAGUGACCUCCUGAGUGUGUGAACAGUCCCAAGGAGGACAAUCUUCUGAAGCUCUGUUAUUCCGAUGAUUCCUGGGAUCUCGCUGAUGUAGUUUUCAGUCCCCUUCUUGACAAGCCCGAGAGCCCGAAUGACCACUGGGACAGUUGUUGUUUUUAGUUCGCAUGUUUUCUCAAUUUCUAUUUCGAGAUCCUUGUUCUUCGAAAGUUUUUCUACUGUUUUUAAAGAAGCGUUUUUUUCAUUUGGGAUAGGCAUAUCUAUGAGCAGGCAGGUCCUCUUCUCCUUGUCUUUCACUACUAUGUCUGGUUUGUUUGCCUUGAUUUCUUUUUGUCAGUCUGGACUGGCAUGUCCCCGAGUAUAGUCACUGCACUUUUUUUAUUAUGGUUAUUGCUCGUUUACACUGUGAUAUAUUGGCAGUUAUCAAGUGUGAUUUUUCCUCUUUCCUCUUCUUUAGAGGAUCUGUAUUUAAAAUUGAAUGACGAAUUGAACCAGAAACUUUGUGAGCUAGCUUUGUGAGACAUCUAAUUUUCGUACUCUCCUUUUCACAGAGAAAAAGCCAAGACUUCCAAAACCGAAACCAGGUAUGUGGGCUAUUUGUUUUGUUUUCGAGUCUCAAUUAAUAGAGACCUUUAAAUUUCUAAAACAAGGAUGAUUACGAGGACUACAAUACUAAGUAGGGUGCGCUUGAACCAGUGUCAUUGGGGAGCUGAAGCAAAGGCGUUUUUGAGAGACGCAUGUCAACCGGAAGUAAGGACUUUUCCCCUUCAAUAUGUCUUGACGCUAUACAAUUUGUAUUGCUUAGUUUCUUUACACUUGUAGAGAUGAUUGAACCUGACUCGUCCCCAGUCGUCUCUCAUUAUUAGUAUUUGGCGUGGAAGACUAGAACGGGCUCUUAAACAAAGGGGAUGACGGGAAGGAAGAAGCAUAACCCAAGCGCUUCCCUAGUAAAUAAUUUUAAAAAAAUGCUCAGGAAUGUAAAAAGUGCACUUCCGGUUGACGUGCGUCACCCAAAAACGCCUUUGCUUAAGUUCCCUAUUUAACGUGAUUGCCGCCGUCAUUUUGUACGGGUCUUAGCGCGGAAAAUGUCGUAGUGGGAAACAAGUUAUCAAAUGUUAGACGUUCUGUUAUUUUGCGAUAAGGAGAGGAUUUAACCUCCUUCAAUGGAAAUAACCGUACUAACUUUUCUGAUGGAGAAAAAAAGCACAAGGAAGCUUUUUGGUAUGUCUAUUUUUUUUCUAGAUUCAGCGAAAAAACUGUAGGUUAAAUAUCGUCCUCAUAGUCGUCUUCGUUCUCUAAUCAAACGGUCUCUAAUAAAAGAAGAGCGGACAAUGGAAAUUUUAUAAGUGAAACAUCUUGGUUCAAUGUAAAUAUAUUCUUUUGCAGCUCUUCCGAUGCUUAUGGGGCUUUAUCCCUUUGACCCAAUUAGCAAGGGCCGAGAUGUGAGUCCUAAUAAGGCACCAAAUGCCAAGUUUAUCAACGUAGCUCUGACCCAAGGUCCAGAUGGCCGGGCUAACUCCGCUGUCAAGUUUUUUGGUCUUCCAAACAGCUACGUUCAAAUUCCAAACAACGGCAAGCUACGUGCAAAUAGAGCACUGUCCAUGUUUGCUUGGAUCAAACCGCAGGGGAAUGCAGGACCGAUCAUCAACUACAAUGUUGGCCCCGCACGGGAGACGCAUCUUUGGCUCAAAAAUCCAAGAACGCUUCUCGCCCGUUUUGUGAAGAUUGGAGGUGUGUUUACCCCCGCUGUUACCAAAACAGCUCUGAGGCAAAACGCGUGGAGUUUCGUUGGUGCAACAUACGAUGGGAAUUUCGCAAGGCUGUGGGUGAAUGGAAAGAAUUUGGCGACACACAAGAUCCCUAGAAUUCGUUUGUCGACGUUUGGGCCUAUUAGAAUUGGAGCAAAGAUAGGAGAUCCUCGCUACUUCAAAGGAGCCGUGGCCUGUGUGCAGCUUUAUCGAGUGGCGUUGAAUAAGAAGCAAAUUAAGAGAGCCAUGAAAGGAUGCAUGAGACGUAAGUUUACGGGGCAGCUAAGGGGCUGUCCACACUUGGUGUCUGGGAACCAGUAGUGGCGGAUCCAGGGAAUGGGGCCAGGGGGACCUCCCCACUCCCCUUAUCUCAGGGUCUGGAUGACCAGACCAGAGUAGCGUACUCUGACACCGAGCCCGAGGAUCAAAUGUGAACGCUGCCUAACAUGCACCCAUAUUAAAAAUAGGAACCUGAAGAUCCGAAGAUGGCAACGGCUGCGAAGACGUCGCUUAAAAAGUGAACUCGCAUUUUUUUUUUUAAUCUUGUCGCGAUUAUUCCAACUCACCUACUUUGUCAAAAUGUAGGCGGACUCUCCCAGAGUUGGAUUCCUAAAAACCAUGCCCAAUUUCAGACUGAGAGAGAGAAAAUUUUGCCGUGGCUUGUUUACGUCCUCCAUAAAACGUGAAAUUAGGCAUUUUCACGUGAUUUUCAAGUCGUGCAGUGAUGGCCAAGAAAUGUGCAAAAAUCCUAUCGCUAUUUUGCCGUAAGUUCCCGUCGCCGUCGUCGGAUCAUAGGUUCCAUAAAUAUAACAGAAACAAACUGAGUGAUUCUGCACCAACUAAAAUAUUUAAUGAUUUGAUUCAAGAGACGAUAAAUAUUCACUCUUGUUUGAUUACAUAUGUAAUUUUGGUAAUAUGGUCAAUUAGUUUUCAUUCAGUUAUUACACCGAGAGCAAUUUUUUUACAGUAAUUGUUCUGGGAUAUGAAUAAGAUAUAUAUCGUACAAUUUUACUUUGACGGCUUAUGUCACUGGAACUCGCGAGUUCGUUUCAAAAUGACGAGAGAUGUGCAACGCUCAUUUGAGUGUUGUGAUUAGUACAGCAAGGUAAGUAAGAUGAUGAGUGUAAAACUUUAACAAUGAAUAACUGCUUUUGCUUUUCUAGGACGCCCUCCUGUACCUCUAACCACUCCACGUCCGGCUCCACCUACUCAAGCUCCAUCAGGUAUGUAGUUGUUGCGGUUAAAUUUUAUCCUUGGUUAAAAGUUUAUUUUCCUGGUUUUUGUUGUUAUUGUUGAUUGUAAUGUAUAGGAAUAGGUUUGUAGCAAAGUAAUAUCAAAUUUCAACAAAGGGCAAAAUUCAACGCAAAGGUAGUUUACACUAAUGUACUUUAUGUGUAAAUACCGUAACAUUUCAGUAAAUAACCUACCACAGCGCCGUGCAUUAUAACAGGAGAAACUGAACUGACUUUUAACAUGUACAGACAAAAAAGCUGACGACUAUGGCGUCCACACCGUUUACAUUUAAGGCAGAGUGAUUUACCCCGUAUUGAAAACGGAAGAAUGUUUUUGAUAAAGACAUUUUUAGGCUUUUAGGUUGUCCUUUAAUAAACGGUUCCCUAUCCUUUUUUAGUUUCUGUUUGUAAAAACAGGCAAUUAAAUUCUUUUUACUUUUGAGGUGGAGUUAUCUGGAAAACAGAAGAGUGAUUUUGCUACAGAGACAUUUUCUAAUUUUAGACUUUUAGAUUACUCUCUAAGAAACGGUUCUCUGUCCUUUAUGUUUUUAAAAUAGACGGCUGCUUUUUGUGAUCUUUUUUUAUUUUCUUUUAUUUUAUUGGUAUCCAUAAUUACAACACUACAAAAAAAAAGCAUUACCAUAAAGAUUUACUGUACCGAUUUAAUGGUGUUGCUGUACCUUCUCUUUCAGUACCUGCGCGGCCAGUAAUUGUCUAUCCACUCAACAAGCGAUAUCGCGGCUUGGAGAAGCUGGGGAGAAAUCCUCCCGCUAUUCUCAUGGGAGUGAGGCUUGUCAAUGGACCCGACAAAAGAAGGAAAAGUGCAUACGAAUUACGCGGGAAACCCUACAGCUACAUCAAGAUACCAAAUGCUGGAAGAAUGGACACUAGAAAGGCAAUGACUAUCCUUAUAUGGGCAUUUCCUAAAAACCGUAUUGGACCCAUAGUUCAGUUUGGGAAUCAAGGCUUCGCUGUCAGGUUAUGGAUGAUGAGACGGAACAUGGUGUUUGCCGAGUUUGUUACAAGACAGUCCCGUAAGAAGAAGCCAUAA